UUGUAAACAAUCAUGUGCUACUCAAUGUGAUCGGCUUUUAUGCUUUAACUUUUACCAGUUUCUCUACAAUAUUUUGUAUAAUAUUUACUAUUAACUUGAUUGAAUACAUGCUUAUUUUUAUAUCGUAUAAAGAAGUUGCUUAGUGAAAAUUUGAAAUAAAAGCUGACUUUGCAAAUAAUUUUAAUAAAAGUGCACAAAAUUGAAACUUUUUUUGGCAAAACAUAUCACACUUAGGAAAAGAGGCGAAAUAAAAAGAAAAAAAAUCGAUACAUUAGUCUUCAAAUCAUGUCGUAUUUUCAGUAUUCCCGAUUCUUUAAAACUGCUUGUGCAUUUUGUCGUUUUCGAUCUCUCAGUUUUUCUGCUCAUUUAAAUUGUUCCAAAGGUGAUCCACCAAAAGUCAAUCUAAAACAUUUAGUUGAAGGCUCAGCUUCUUUCACAGAAAGGGAUCCUGAAACCGAUCAAUGGCACACACCAGUUUAUCCUAAGAAAAGACUUCAGUCAACAAAGUCAUUUCGCCCUAAUGUUGAUCCUACCACUACGUCUGUUAUUUUAUUUCCCGGCCAGGGUUCUCAGUAUGUCGGAAUGGGGAAAUCACUUUUGGAAUAUCCUCAAGUAAAAGAAAUGUUUGAUUGUGCUAGUGAAAUAUUAAAGUAUAAUUUACUUGAUCUCUGCAUGAAUGGACCUGAAGAUAUGUUGAAUAUGACUGUGCAUUCACAAGUGGCAGUUAUGGUUGCUUCAUUGGCUGCUAUUGAAAAAUUGAGAGUUGAAUCAGAAGAGAUGAUAAACAACUGUGUGGCAACUGCUGGUUUUAGUGUUGGAGAAUAUAGUGCCCUAGUCUUUUCUGGAGCACUUGAAUUUGAAAAUGCUGUUCGACUUCUCAAAAUCCGUGGAGAAGCUAUGCAAGCAGCAUCAGACGCAGAACCUAGUGGCAUGAUGACUGUUUUCUUGUCGCCCGGGGCAAAAAUCAAACUGGCAUGUAAGGAAGCCAGAGAGUGGUGUGAACAACAAACAUUAUUCGAUGCAGAGUGCAAAGUUGCCAUAUAUUUGUUUCCAGACUGCAAAGUUGUUGCUGGCCACUUAGAAGCUCUCAAAUUUUUGGAAUCGAAUGCCGCGAAAUAUGGAAUAAAGAAGCUGAAGUAUUUACCUGUAAGUGGUGCAUUUCAUACGAAAGUGAUGAAGCCAGCAAAGCAAAUUUUACAAAAAGCUUUGAAAGCAACACCAUUCGAAGUGCCCCUCAUUCCGGUGCACUCGAAUGUCGAUGGCAAUCCUUAUGGGAACGUCGAUCAAAUACGCAUGAAUUUAGCAGAACAACUUUGCAAGCCAGUUCGAUGGGAACAGAUAAUGCACAUCAUCUUCGAAAGAAGUCAAGGAAUGAAAUUCCCCAAUGUCUUUGAAUGUGGACCAGGAACAUCGAUGAAGACCAUAUUACGCAUGAAUAAUAGAAUAGCUUAUGAUAAUUGUAAGAGUAUAUUGGCAUGACCUUAAAAUUUUUUUUAAAUGUACAUAAAUUAAUUGAAUUGUAAAUAAUAAAUUUAUAUAUUAGUA
Argiope bruennichi is the source of this 1545-nucleotide messenger RNA. RefSeq names its product probable malonyl-CoA-acyl carrier protein transacylase, mitochondrial (gene beg). The coding region runs from base 286 to 1479 and encodes 397 amino acids. The transcript has 5 exons. NCBI's taxonomy places the organism in Eukaryota, Metazoa, Arthropoda, Arachnida, Araneae, Araneidae. Gene Ontology annotation, molecular function: transferase activity. The record is from RefSeq and is a predicted model, not a curated record.